AUGGCAGUCGUCAUCGUCCUCGAGCUGGCGACGCCUCUCCCCACGCGCUGGGCACGACCAUCACCACCCAUGGCCACCAAGCUGGAGGCGGAGAGGCUGCCCCCCCGCCUGCCCGCGGGUUCCCUCUCCUCCACUCCCCUCAGCACGCCCUGCUCCUCCGUGCCUUCCUCGCCCAGUUUCUGCGCUCCCAGUCCCGGUGGGCAACCGGCUCCUGGUCCCACCGCCUCAUCCCUGGGCUCCAAACCUCAACUGGAGGAGCUGUACUGGAUGUCGGGUUACCAGCAUCACCUCAACCCCGAAGCUCUCAACCUGACGCCGGAGGACGCGGUGGAGGCGUUGAUCGGCGCCCCUCACCACCAUCAUCAUCACCACCAAGGUUACGAAGCUUUCCGACCUCAACCUUUCGGUGGCGAGGAGCUACCCCCGGCCGCCCACCACCACCCGGGCCACCACCACCACCAUCCCCCCCACCUGCGGUUGGAGGACCGCUUCUCCGACGAUCAGCUGGUGAGUAUGUCGGUGCGGGAGCUGAACCGGCAGCUGCGGGGCUUCAGCAAGGAGGAGGGGAUCCGCCUCAAGCAGAAGAGGAGGACCUUGAAGAACCGGGGCUACGCUCAAUCCUGCCGUUACAAGCGGGUCCAGCAAAGGCACAUCUUGGAGAACGAGAAGUGUCAACUCCAGAGCCAGGUGGAGCAGCUCAAGCAAGAGGUGACCCGCUUGGCCAAGGAAAGGGAUCUGUACAAAGAAAAAUACGAGAAGUUGGCCGGCCGGGGCUUCCCGAGGGAGCCCUCGCCUCCCCUGCACCCCCAGACCUCAUCCCCCUCUUUUUUUUUUUUUUUUCAGCUGCUUCGGACUCAGGGGAUUGUUUUUUGUCCAGAGGGGUCGGCCAUCCUGGAUCUGGCCGUGCUCCUGUUGGCUUAUGGGAUGCUAAGCUGGAAGGAGGAUCCUGGGAACUACAGGCCUGUCAGCCUGGCCUCGGUGCCUGGGAAGGCUAUGGAGCAGAUAAUCUGGAGUGUCACCAUGCAGCACAUAAAGGACAAUCAGGACAAGAUGACCAACUUUGUGGAUGAAGGAAAAGAUGUGGAUGUUGUCUACCUGGACUUUA
Molecule: messenger RNA, 1105 nt
Organism: Opisthocomus hoazin
Lineage: Eukaryota; Metazoa; Chordata; Aves; Opisthocomiformes; Opisthocomidae
Source: RefSeq, a predicted model, not a curated record